This is a messenger RNA of Paecilomyces variotii, 1428 nucleotides long. RefSeq lists its product as hypothetical. Bases 245 to 1066 code for a protein of 273 amino acids. The record is from RefSeq and is a predicted model, not a curated record. Gene Ontology annotation, cellular component: fungal-type cell wall. The transcript has 3 exons. NCBI's taxonomy places the organism in Eukaryota, Fungi, Ascomycota, Eurotiomycetes, Eurotiales, Thermoascaceae. Gene Ontology annotation, molecular function: structural constituent of cell wall.
UGUUUAUUGCUAGAUGGUGUCAAAACCCUACGUCAAACGGCAUUCUCGAAGUGUAUAUAUAUGGUGUUUGUGUACCUCGUCAAGAUGAAGAGAGCAUCAGUCGUAGAAUUUUCUUUCUCAUUUCCAUAUUCUUUUCUCUUCGUUCGCUCUAUUGGGCCCAGCUGACACUCCUUUGACCCCCCCUGUGGUUCAUUGAUACUAUUACCAUUAAGCCUUUUUGAUAACCUGAUCCAAGUCGGGCAAAAUGAGAUUCGGAAGCAUCCUCGCCAUCCCCCUCCUGGGCAGCGUCCCUGUCUUCGGUGCUGCGGUCAACGAUGUCGCAAAGCGUGGUCACCACAAUGCUUGCGUUGCCCCAGGCGGUGGAGUCGUCAAGGUCGUGAAGGUCAUUAUCGUUGACCCCGUCUACAUCAGCACCUACUGCGAAUCCAACACAGUCCUUACCAUCUACAACGACAUUACCUACAGCGUUACCAACGCCCCAACCACGGUCAUUGUGAACACUUAUGCGACCAGCACGACUACUAUCACGACGACUGAAACCGAAACUGAGACUGAGACGGUUAUCGCCGCUCCCACUAUCUCGCCUUCCACCAGUGUCUCUCAAGUGGUGAACUCGUGGACCAAAACUGCUGCCGGAACUACUUACCCUGCCUCGAGCUCAACUCCUGCCUACACGCCCGUCCCGUCUGCCAACCCUGAUCCUAUCCGCUAUCCUGUGAACAGCACCAUCACCGUCCAGCAGGGCCAGACUGUCUGCGGUGAAAACACGGUCUUGUCCUGCUGCAACAAGGCCACCUACUCCGGUGACACCACCAACAUCGACUCUGGUAUCCUGGGUGGUCUUCUCUCUGGCCUCAUUGGCGGCGGCUCCGGCUCCGAGGGUCUCGGUCUCUUCGACCAGUGCAGCAAGCUACCUCUCGACCUCAACAUCAUCGGCGUUGGUGUCCAGGAUUCCCUCGACUCCCAGUGCAAACAGAACGUCGCAUGCUGCCAGAACAGCCCGUCCGAGGCCACCGGUCUCAUUGCUCUUGGCCUUCCUUGCAUUGCUCUUGGUUCCCUCCUGUGAAGAAGGGUAAAAAAAAAAAGAAACAAGAUAUGUGGAUAUUAUUAUUUCCAAUUGGUCUCGUCCUUCAUUCAAGUAUAAUUUAUUUAUAAUUUUUCAGCCGUUAUCUUGAUGUUCUCCAAUUCCAAUCGAGGGCGUCUAAAGCAGUAAUGAAUACCAUACCGCAUCUGCUAUAUAAUAUAUAACUAAAGCCCGACUUGGAUCUGGGAACAUGUUUCUUAUUUUUAUUUUUAUAUUUUAUAUUUUAUUUUUUAACAUAGGAUUAAUGUAUGCUUCUUACCUUAACAUAACAUACCAAGGCACGAGGAGAAGACUAUAUUUAUCUCACGGUGCUAAUUAUUAGUAUUUUAGGGGGGGGGAAAUUC